Molecule: messenger RNA, 2901 nt
Organism: Daucus carota subsp. sativus
Lineage: Eukaryota; Viridiplantae; Streptophyta; Magnoliopsida; Apiales; Apiaceae
Exons: 4
Coding region: 1-2901 (966 amino acids)
Source: RefSeq, a predicted model, not a curated record
AUGGAGAAAGAUUGGAUUUCGAAAGAGAGGGAUUCGUUGGAGUAUGAAGUCGGGGUUGAAAAGUUUUUGAUUUGCGCCGAGCAAAACUGUAAAAAUCCUAAAAAAAUACCUUGCCCCUGCUGCAAAUGUGUCAAUUUCAAGAAAUUUCCGGUAAAAAUAAUGAGGGGUCAUCUUUACGAAAACGGUUUCAGUCUCGGGUAUAUUGAUUGGAUUUGGCACGGAGGCAAGGCUGGUAUUUCGUCUGCCGGUAGCACACUGCCCCCUCAGGAAGAGGAGCAUAAUGCAGAAGCAUUUCUUACAGCCUUUGAAGCCGCACCGGAAGCGGUUGCUGCAUCAGAAGCGGUGGCUGCUGGUGCUUCAGAAGCUGCUGCAGUUUGUGAAGCAGCAUAUCGUAAUCCGGGGGAUAAUUCGGGGGGUGAUGACUACGAUAAAGACUCGCAUGAUUUUAAGAGGUUUGUUGUCGAUGCUCAACAACCUUUAUUUGAGGGCAGCGACUGCACAAAAUUAGAUUCAAUGUUGAAAUUACAGAACUGGAAAGCGAGAUAUGGUGUUAGUGAUAGCCUUGAGUAUACAAAAUUCCACGCGUGUCCCAAUGAAUGUGUUCUAUACAGGGGUGUAUAUGAGACUGCUUCGGAGUGUCCAAAGUGCAAGCUUUCGCGCGGGAAGGUGGGUAAGGAUGGUAGAGAACGGUAUAAAGUCCCGGCAAAAGUUAUGUGGUACUUUCCGGUCAUUCCAAGAUUUAAACGGAUGUUUAAAUCUUCUUCGACAGCUGAGUUGUUGACAUGGCAUUCCACCAACCAAAGAAUUCAGGAUGGACAGAUGCGCCAUCCUGCCGACUCACCUUCUUGGCGGAAUAUCGAUUACAGGUGGCCUGCCUUCGGAAGUGAGCCAAGAAAUCUUCGACUAGCUUUGGCGGCUGAUGGUAUCAACCCACAUAACAAUGGGCUGACCAAUCGUUAUUCUUGUUGGCCGGUAGUAUUGGUAACAUAUAAUCUUCCUCCGUGGUUAUGUAUGAAGAGGAAAUUUAUGAUGUUAACUAUAUUAGUCUCUGGUCCACAUGAACCAGGUAACAACAUUGAUGUGUUCUUACAACCGUUAGUUGAUGAUUUGAAAAAGCUUUGGGAAGAAGGUGAACCGAAUGUAUAUGAUGCCUUCACAAAAUCUUUUUUCACUUUAAGGGCGGCUUUGUUAUGGACGAUUAAUGAUUUCCCGGCGUAUGGUAAUUUGUCUGGCUGUGUCAACAAGGGUUAUUUGGGUUGUCCAGUGUGUAGUGAUGAUACCGUUGCUAAGUACUUGCCUUAUAGUAGGAAAAUAUGUUACCAAGGUCAUCGUCGGUAUUUACCUAGACAUCAUCCAUACAGGAAGAAUAAAGUAGCCUUUAACGGUCAACAAGAGUUUGGGCAGCCCAGGCCACCUCUUUCUGGACAAGAGUUCAAGUCCAAAGAUAGCGAGGCGUCUCGUCUUGAUAUGAUGGACAUGGGGGUUAGGACUGAUUUAGCUCCAGAACAAGGAGUAAAAAAAACUUAUCUGCCUCCUUCCUGUUUUACUCUAACAAAAGCAGAAAAAAGAGAAGUGUUGAAGUCACUAUCAUCAAUGAAGCUGCCAUAUGGGCAUUCCUCAAACAUCAGAAAUUGUGUAUCCAUGGCAGAUUUAAAGAUAUUUGGGAUAAAGUCUCAUGACUGCCAUGUACUUCUUCAACAAUUACUCCCUGUAGCUAUUCGUUCGGUGCUUCCGAAGAAUGUUAGAGUUAGCAUAAUAAGGCUUUGCUUCUUUUUCAACACUCUGUGCAACAAAAUUGUUGACGUGUCAAAACUUGAUAAAUUGCAAGCCGAUGUGGUAUUAACCUUAUGUGAGCUCGAGAAAAUAUUCCCCCCCUCUUUUUUCGAUAUAAUGAUACAUCUAAUAGUGCACCUGGUCAGGGAAUUACGUUUAUGUGGACCGGUUUUCUAUAGAUGGAUGUACCCAUUUGAGCGUUUUAAUAAAGUGUUGAAAAGUUAUGUGCGAAACCGUUAUUUUCCGGAAGGCUGUAUAGCUGAAGCAUACUUGAAAGAAGAAUCUGUAGAAUUCUGUGCAGAGUUCUCUAGAAAUAGUUUCACAACUGCUGGUCUGCCGAAGGACCAAGGCAAACUUUCUGGUCCACUUUCGGCUGCAACAAUAAAAUCUGUUGAAGAGAAAGAACGAGAUGAGGCGCAUUUACACGUCCUCUUAAACAACAGUGAUGUGUUUCCAUAUAUUAAGAUGCAUAAGGAGUUGCUUGAAAAACUUUAUGAGGGAAAGAAAAAGUCUAUCCAGUGGAUGAUUGGGGAGCAUAAUAGGUUGUUUGCUGAUUGGUUUCAGAACAAAGUUAUUACUGAAUUAAAUGAGAAAGUCGAAGGUGUUUCAGAAACGAUAAGGUGGCUAGCAGGCAAACCAUCAUUUAAUGUUUUAACUUUUGAUGGGUAUUUAGUUGAUGGGAUCCGAUACUUCACAGGGGAACGAGACAAUGCUAGGGUUGUUCAAAAUAGUGGAGUCUCUUUAGUUGCUAAAACUGUCCAAGUUUCGAGUGCUAAGGAUUUAAAUCCCGUAGAAAGUGAUAUGACAUUUUAUGGGAGGAUUCAAGAUAUUUGGGAACUAGAUUACCACUCAUUUAAAGCCCCGUUGUUCUUGUGCAAAUGGGCUGACUGUGACAGAGGCGUCAAGGCUGACGAACUUGGCUUCACACUUGUGGACCUUAGUCGACAAGGCCACAAGAAUGACAAAUAUGUGUCUGUGCAUCAAGUGAAACAAGUUUUCUACGUGGAAGAUCCCGUUGAUUCUAAAUGGUCAGUCAUAUUGACCUCAACAAACAGAGAUUAUCACGAGAUCUACAAUGAUGAUGAUCUUGGAGAUACGAUCUUGGAGAACCCCCCCAUUCUGCUCUAA